AUGGCUGGCCGGUUUGAUGGAAAUAGUAUUCAACGUACAGAUGAAUUGUUACGUUCAUGGGACGAGACACAUUCACGACUACGUAAGUAGCAGUAUGAUUGGAUUACGUUUUUGUUCUUUUUUCAAGUGCGCAGAGUACGAUUUCAGCACUAUUCCCUAUCGACCUCUUCAUCACCACACUUUUAUACAGGUUUACUUCGGCCACAAAUCUUUCAUUGAUUAAGAGGCGGCAUUACAAGUGUACAUGUGUGAGCAAGUAUACAGGUCACCAUCAUCAACGCAGCUGACCGAAACAAUGAAUAAAAAGAGAAAAGGGAAAGGAGGACAAUAAGGUUAUCUCUAUUGACCAGUGAUCUAUCGUUCACAAAUUACUACAUAGUCUCUUUUUAUAUCUUUCUUUUCUUUUCUCUUCUUUCCUUCUUUUUUUACUCAUGUUCUUUUUUUCCUUUCUGCCGCGAUUGGAUAAAAGAACUGAUAUUGAUGAUAUUGUUCGAUACUGAACGUAUGAAACUGAUCAAACUAGAUGAAUCGUAUACA
Molecule: messenger RNA, 537 nt
Organism: Adineta ricciae
Lineage: Eukaryota; Metazoa; Rotifera; Eurotatoria; Adinetida; Adinetidae
Source: the annotation of a GenBank genome assembly